This is a messenger RNA of Cyclopterus lumpus (lumpfish), 2722 nucleotides long. RefSeq names its product solute carrier family 7 member 1a (gene slc7a1a). The transcript is spliced from 13 exons. The record is from RefSeq and is a predicted model, not a curated record. Gene Ontology annotation, biological process: amino acid transport; transmembrane transport. NCBI's taxonomy places the organism in Eukaryota, Metazoa, Chordata, Actinopteri, Perciformes, Cyclopteridae. Bases 289 to 2235 code for a protein of 648 amino acids. Gene Ontology annotation, molecular function: amino acid transmembrane transporter activity. Gene Ontology annotation, cellular component: plasma membrane.
CCCCUCCUCCAUCUGAACGCGCUCGCCAGAGCAACCCGAAACCUCAACUAAAUUCCUUCUUAUCACCUGUAAAGACGACGUUUUUUGUGUGUUUGUUGUCGGCCUCGGUGUGUUGACGCAGUUUUGUUUCCUACAAUUUCCAGUUUUCAGACCUCGAGGAAAUCUCUGGCUCGCAUCAGCUGCUUCAUGCGCGGCGCAGGAUCCACAAGGUUGUGUGUGACCUCUCCCCCUCGCCCCUGUGACCUGUGAAGCCCGGUCAACCUUCUCCCCCUCCCUGAGUUCAGAUCCAUGGCGCUGAACAAGCUUGUGGGUUUUGGGAAGCAGUUGCUGAGGGUGAAGGUGGUGGACUGUAACACAGAAGACUCCCGUCUGUCUCGAUGCCUCAACACCUUAGACCUUGUGGCCCUGGGCGUGGGUAGCACGCUGGGCGCUGGCGUCUACGUGCUGGCCGGCGCUGUUGCACGAGAGAAUUCAGGUCCUGCCAUUGUGCUGUGCUUCCUGAUAGCGGCCUUAGCCUCAGUGCUGGCAGGUCUGUGCUAUGCCGAAUUUGGAGCCCGUGUUCCCAAGACAGGCUCAGCUUAUCUCUACUCCUAUGUGACUGUGGGGGAACUCUGGGCCUUCAUCACUGGAUGGAACCUCAUCCUCUCCUAUAUCAUUGGUACCUCCAGCGUGGCCCGAGCAUGGAGCGCCACCUUCGACGAGUUGGUGGGGAAGCGCAUAGAGCAGUUCUGCAGGGAGUACAUGUCCAUGAAUGCACCGGGUAUAUUGGCAAAGUACCCUGACAUGUUCGCUGUUGUCAUCAUAUUCACCCUCACAGGUCUGCUGGCAUUUGGGGUCAAAGAGUCAGCGAUGGUGAACAAGGUUUUUACAUGUAUCAACAUCCUGGUCUUGCUAUUCAUGGUGGUGUCUGGCCUGGUCAAAGGUACUCUGAAGAACUGGCAGCUGGACCCUGAGGAGAUCCUACAUCCUAAUUAUACCAGUAACUCCAGCCUCAAUCUGACAGACACCCUGCCAACCAAAGAGAUUUUAGGAGUAGGCGGCUUCAUGCCAUUUGGUUUCACAGGCGUCCUAUCGGGAGCUGCUACCUGCUUCUAUGCCUUUGUCGGAUUUGACUGCAUCGCCACCACAGGUGAAGAGGUGAAGAACCCCCAGAGAGCCAUCCCUAUUGGCAUCGUAUCCUCGCUGCUCAUCUGCCUUGUAGCGUACUUUGGGGUUUCUGCCGCCCUCACCCUCAUGAUGCCAUACUACCUGCUGGACAGCAACAGCCCUCUGCCUGUAGCUUUUAAAUAUGUGGGCUGGGGAGGCGCCAAGUAUGCUGUAGCUGUAGGCUCUCUUUGUGCUCUGUCUACGAGCCGGCUGGGUGCUAUGUUUCCUAUGCCCCGUGUGGUCUGGGCUAUGGCCGACGAUGGGCUGCUUUUCAAGUUCAUGGCCGAGAUCAGCCCCCGCACCAAAACCCCGCUAACUGCAACCCUCACCUCUGGCGUAGGGGCAGCCAUCAUGGCCUUUCUGUUUGACCUGAAGGACCUGGUGGACCUGAUGUCAAUAGGGACGCUGCUGGCCUACACAUUAGUGGCUGCCUGUGUCCUGGUGCUCAGGUACCAGCACAAGCAGCCCGGUCUGGUGUAUGAGAUUGCCAGUACUCAGGAUGAGGUGGAGCUGAGCGACGGCAUCAGCGUCCCCAGUAUGGACAUCCUGCCUGGUGUGGAGGAGAGAUUCAGUUUCAAGACCCUCCUGUUCCCAGAUAACCCCGAGCCGACGAUACUGUCAGGCUUCGCUGUCAACAUCUGUGCCUCUGUCAUGGGAACGUUGAUCCUGGUGUUCAGUGUCCUGGCGGUGCAUGGAGGCGCUGCGGCGUGGAACAUCGUAGCCCUCAUUGUCAUCUUCAUGAUGUGUCUCCUCCUCACCUUUAUCAUCUGGAGACAGCCUGAGAGCAAGACAAAGCUGUCCUUCAAGGUUCCACUGCUACCCUUCCUUCCAGUGAUCAGCAUGUUUGUCAAUGUUUACCUGAUGAUGCAGCUGGACAGAGGCACUUGGAUACGGUUUUCUGUCUGGAUGGCUAUAGGUUUCGUGAUCUACUUCGGCUACGGCAUUCGUCACAGCGCCGAGGCCGCUCUGGCCCGCUCGUCCUCACACACAGAGGCGAACAAGCGCAAUCGCGAUUCAGAUGCGUCGCCGGAAAAGGAGGCCUUCCUGCACCAUGGUGUAGAUGCCAAGGAAGACGACGACGAUUUGUAGGAUGCAUUAGAACGUGCCGCGUACAUUUUGACCUCCCCUGCUGCCAGUUUGUCUGUGUACGAGUAUUUUUGACGACUCACUUGUCGUGCUCCCUUUUGGGGAAAGUAAUGAUGAAUAACUUUGACCCUAAAUUUCAUGAACCUGUGACUUUCCCUCUUGACUGCUGGGUAGGAAACAGAAGACUGGGGAUAGUACUCGAAAGCAGAGCUUCUUGAGCCAUAAUUGACUAUUAUUUUGGUAUUUUUUUAUGAGCUUGUUUCCCCUUUUGUUUGGCCUUGAGGUCCAACUGCUCAUGCAUGGCUCUAUGAGAUGGGAGGGCUCUUAUUGGGGAGGUUAAGUUGAAGCCUAGGUUACAAUACUGGCACUAAGACUGUGUGGAAACAUCUUUGGUCUGGGUGCCAGAAACCGAAAUGCUGUACAUGUAGUCUUUCUUUAUGUCAAAACAAAAAAUACUGUACACAAUUAGAUAACAGUCAGUCUUUAAUAC